This is a messenger RNA of Fundulus heteroclitus (mummichog), 4446 nucleotides long. It is a transcript of the gene adgrg4a, whose product is annotated as adhesion G protein-coupled receptor G4a. The transcript is spliced from 29 exons. Gene Ontology annotation, molecular function: G protein-coupled receptor activity. Gene Ontology annotation, biological process: adenylate cyclase-activating G protein-coupled receptor signaling pathway; cell surface receptor signaling pathway. The record is from RefSeq and is a predicted model, not a curated record. The coding region runs from base 146 to 3811 and encodes 1221 amino acids. NCBI's taxonomy places the organism in Eukaryota, Metazoa, Chordata, Actinopteri, Cyprinodontiformes, Fundulidae. Gene Ontology annotation, cellular component: membrane.
GCUUCUUGAUAAGUGAAGUGAGAGCUUAGUUUCUGACAAAAAAUGUGUUGACAUCAAACUGGAUCCUUUUACAGCGAUAACAUGAUGCAGAUGCACACUUGAUUUCUGCAGCAGUCCUGAGGUUUUUGCUUUAAUUAUUGCUGCCAUGCAGUCAGUGAGACGCCUACCUACUCUGAUUACCUCGUUGUCCAUAUUGAUCUCGUUGUGUCCGCUACUUUCAGCAGCCAACUCUGGCAAAAGCAGUCUGUGGGGAAACAAGUUGGAGUUUAAAGGCCCGCCGUGUCUCUGGCAGCUCCAUCCGGAAGUGAGGGUCCCGGCUCUGACUGAGCUGAGCGUCUGCAUCCUUUUAAGACGCACUGUUUCAGCAGAAUGGACAGGCUUCCUUUACCGAUCCGCGAGCACCAAAAAGAAAGAGCUGGGACUUGGAGGCAAUUCUGAACAGCUGAAAGUUUGGCUUUUUGAGAAACAGUACCUGAUACGUCAGAAACUCAAAGCGAAUGAAUGGCAUUCCAUCUGUCUCACUUGGUCUGCUAAAAAGCAAAAGCUGAAGGUGUACCUAAAUGGAACCAUCCUGAAAGAGGAACCUCUUUUUACAGCCGACCCACACCAGCAACUGGCACAAAAUGGCACUCUCACUCUGGGGGUGUCUCAUGUUGUUCACCCUACUGGUGGAGUGCAGCCGGAGAGCGGUAACGACCUGCUCGGCGAGAUAGGUCUGUUCAGGAUGUGGGGGAAGGAGUGGAGCGCUGAGGAGCUGAGCAGCCUGGGAUGCGUGGAAGGGGACGUGGUGAGGUGGGAUGUGCAGCAGUGGAAAUAUGACUGCCCUCCUCUGCCCGACAACAAUCUACAUUGCAACUGGUCUAAUUACAAAAUCCAUAUGUGGACAUCCAUCACUGACCUUACAAACCCUGAAAACUGCUCACUCUCUCUGCAAGGAAUCACAAGGAACUGGCUUUCGAGAAUUUUUCCAAAUAACAUUUCUGUCCAAGACAUUAUCGUUUCAUCUCAAAGGCCAACAUGCCAUGUGAAUCACCAGCAGAAUUUGGCAGAAAAAUCUAACUUAACCUGUGUGAAAUGUUUCCACUGUGAGGUCCAUGUGAGUGUGGAUCCUGCUGCCGAUGUCAAAACGGUUCAGACGGAUAUUUCUGCUUUAUUGAGCGAGAAGUUCUCUUACAACUUCCUCGCCAUCGAAGCUGUCCACGACAGCAUCAGCGUACUUCCUGCUGGAAUUUUUGCACAGGUAACAGGACCUCCACCAACUCUUACAACCUUAUUAACCACUUCAGAAAGAGGUCUGACGAGGAGCGCACCACUUCAGCCUGCUAAUGUGUCAACAACAGGAGAACCUUUAGAUCUUACUGCUGUAGCAGUCAUGCCAGAUCAGUUUUUUCGAGUGAAUUUGACCUUAUUCAUAAGAGGGAACCCGUUACGACCAAAGGACACCAUUGAAAAAUGGCUGAAGCAACAGCUUGAGGUCAAUCGCACCAUGAUUGUGGUGAAUCUUGUCAUUCAUGAAGAUUUUGGCAGAAGCAUGAAAGAGUUCUCUGGCUUGAUGACUCCCUACAACAAACAGAAACAAUACUACUGCAACUUCCAUGUUCAGGAGUUUCGCAAAAACAACGUGACUGAUGUUGAAUUUUUGCUUUAUGUUGCCUUGACAUCAAAGUAUGAAAACGUCUCUUUUGCAAUCCAGUCAACGAAUCUAUCAGUCAACCACAUAGAGCCAAAAAACUGUUUAGAAGAGGAAGUCUCAUCAAUUUAUGGGCAAUACAUUUGGCCAGAAACAUUUCCACAAGCCAUCACAGAGAUGCGAUGCAGGAAACCAGACUCAAAUAAAGCCUACAGACUUUGUAAACUAGACAUUGAAACUGACAGGACCAGCUGGGCUGAUCCUAACAUGACAAACUGCGACAGGCUUGUAACAAUAUCAGACAUCAGCAACAUUACCGUCACACCUGGUAAUGCAGCUGAGGUUGUGGACAUAAUUCAGGACCUUGUAGAUGUUCAGCUCAGUAAUAACUCCCAGCUGUCUUCCUCUGAGCUGGGAUCGGUGGUGGAGAAGCUAGGGGAAGUGGUUGACGUCAGCGUCCUUGAGCCUGAAGUUGGCGGUGACAUUGUCAACAUCAUGUCCAAUAUCCUGCUUUCUGAAACUGACGUCACACCAGUGGCUGACAUUCUCCUUGAUCUGACAGACCAGAUCGGGAACAAUAUGGAAUUUCAAGGGGAAUCGGCAAAUAUCAAAGCUCCUGCAAUUGCUUUUUCCAUGAUCAAUGCCGACCCAGAUAACUUCAGUGGUCUCACCUUUGGUGUGUCCCUGUCCUCUACAAUGAACCCUGAGAUCUUUGUUAACCAAAGCUUUGUCAGCCAACCACAUGCAGAGGCAAACGCAACUAUUUCUUUGCCCUCUGAGCUCACCAACUUUUUUCCACCUGGAGUAAGAAACACAACACGAGUACAGUUUCAAUUUUAUGGAACACCUGACCUUUUUCAGGACCCCUACCUAACCAAUGAAACAGAGCGCAACUGGACACUAAACUCCCAUGUAGUAUCUGCCAGUGUUAAUAGGAGCCAAGUCAUCAAUCUGAAGGAACGAGUGGUGGUCACCUUCACACAUCUAACACCCACAAACCCAGAGAACAAGGUGCGGUGUAUGUUCUGGGAUUUCCAGAAGUACGGCGACCUUGGUGGUUGGAACAGCAACGGCUGUGAAACCCAGAAUAUUUCUUCUCAUCAGACCAGCUGUCUUUGUGAUCACCUCACACAUUUUGCUGUCCUGCUGGAUGUAACCAGAUCCCAACUCAGUGAAACUGAUAUGGUGGUUCUCACAGUGAUCUCAUACAUCGGUUGUGGUGUCUCCUCCAUCUUUUUAGGAAUAACUUUACUCACCUACCUUAUUUUUGAGAAGCUGCGUCAGGACUAUCCAUCUAAGAUACUCAUCAACCUGUCCGCUGCACUGCUGGGUUUGAGCCUCCUCUUUCUCGUCGACACUUGGCUGUCAUCCUUCUCCAACUACGGCCUGUGCAUCACCACCGCUGCUUUCCUCCACUAUUUCCUCUUGGCCUCCUGCACCUGGAUGGGUCUGGAAGCCGUUCACAUGUACUUCGCACUGGUGAAGGUUUUCAACACCUACGUGCCCUCCUAUUUACUGAAGUUCUGCGCUGUCGGAUGGGGUAUUCCUUUGCUGAUAGUCAGCCUGGUGCUCGCCAUAGAUAAAGACGCCUAUGGAAGCGCUGUACCUGAACUAGCGGGAGUGGCGCUUCAAUCCACUAAAGAGUUCUGCUGGCUGCAGAAUAAACAUUUCUACUAUGUCACGGUGGUGGCGUUUGUGCUCCUCGUCUUCUUGGGCAACAUGACCGUGUUCGUCGUGGUUCUGGUCCAGAUCAAACGAAUGAGAGCCAACAAGCCGUUGGCCAACAGCCGCAGCGCCAUGCAGGACUUCAGAGCAGUCGUUGGCCUCACUGUCCUGUUGGGCCUGACGUGGUCAAUGGGCUUCUUUUCAUUCGGGCCAGGACGAGUUGUCAUGAUGUACUUGUUUGCAAUCUGCAAUUCCUUCCAAGGGUUUUUUAUUUUUCUGUUCCACUGUUUGAUGAAGGAAAAUGUGAGAAAGCAGUGGAGAGCCUAUUUGUGCUGUGGACGUUUCAGGGUCAAUGAAAACUCAGACUGGAGCCGCUCUGUAACAGCGGAUCGGCGUAAGAAAGAAGGCAACCUCGUCAACUCCGACUCGCUUCCUUCUGACAACACCUCCUCCAUCAAGUCUCUGACUCCAAACCACAAUCCCCGGCACAUUCACACAGCUAGGUGGCAGGAGUGAGUCUCUGAACGAGCAAAGACAAGAAUCAUCAAUUCAGUCUGUGAUGAGCAGGGAGAGAUCACAAAAAGCACAUUUCUAGGGUGAUACUCAGGUUUUUUUUUUAUUAACUUUUUCACCUUAAAGUAUUGUCAUAUACGGGAAGUAAACACUCAAAUCAACUGCAGGGUCAGUUCAAAGGAACUGAAAAUCCUUCACAUCUGGUGGAGAAUACUAAUUGUCAAAUUGUCUUAAAGCUACGGUGCACUUUCAAGGAUUUCAGCGGUUUUCACCAAACCAAGACGAAUAUUUACAUAUUGUUACAUAUGUCAACUUUGCUAUCUAUUUCACAAAAACUGCUGAUCAUGUUUGGUUUUUACCUCUUUAUGUUUCCUCUACAGACAAGUAUCUGGUUUUAAUUUGAAUUAAAAACAUGUUUAUUGAUUUGACUGUCUUUACUGAGAACUAAUAAGCUAAUCAGAAUCAGUCUGACUUUUUUUAUCUGUAUUUACAUAUUAUUUUUUUGAUGGUGAGACAAAUUGUGACAAUUUAAAUACAUACCAUAAAUUAAUUGAAACAGCAUAAUUUUUUUACAAGAUACAUUGUGUAAUUUAUUAAUGGAAUAAAAAAGUUUUUAUGCUCAUCUUUUGUUUCACUUG